Molecule: messenger RNA, 384 nt
Organism: Pochonia chlamydosporia 170
Lineage: Eukaryota; Fungi; Ascomycota; Sordariomycetes; Hypocreales; Clavicipitaceae
Product: killer toxin, Kp4
Exons: 1
Coding region: 1-384 (127 amino acids)
Cellular component (GO): extracellular region
Source: RefSeq, a predicted model, not a curated record
AUGAAGUACUCAAUCCUCACCUCUGUCGCCGCCCUCGCAGCAUCUACCUCUGCUCUGGGCAUCAACUGCCGCGGCUCCGGUCUCUGCCCAUCAGACGGCGCCGCGGGCAACCUCAUCAACCUCAAAGCCAUCGUGGACAACAUUCAGGACCGUAAUCGCAGAUACUCGACCGGCCAGCAGAUUGCCUGCACUGGUUCCCUCUGCGCGUUCUACCAAAACGGUGCGACUGGUACCGCUGGGCAAACAUCCGGUUUCCUCCAGGACUUGCUCAACCACGGGUGCAAGAAGUGUGGUUCUGUGCCUACGCAGCCUGGUAAUGAUGUGAGCAAGGGUGAGCUCACUGUUAAUGUUGUUGGAGAUCCUCACUGUCAGGGUGCUUGCUAG